CCUCCCCCUCCUCCACCAUUGCCAGUAUUAGGUAAACCAGGAACUCCUCCACCCCCACCACCACUCCCAUCUAGUUUGCCGGGAACUCCAACGCCUGCAAAUACCAGCACGGAUUUCUUAAGAUCCGAAACAAACACCCCGGAUAAUCUGUUCAUAGAACCAAAGUUCACCAUUCCUAGCAUCAAACCUAAGUCUAAGUUGAAACAAAUGCACUGGGAUAAAAUCGAUGACAUUGACCAAACUUUCUGGCCCGACAUCGAGCAUUCCAAAUUGUCUGAACAGCUUCAAGAGAAGGGUAUUCUUGAUGAAGUUGAAAAGAAAUUCGUUGCCAAAUCUUCAGUCAUCAAGAAAAGAAAAGACUUUGUUGAUUCUCCAGCUAAGAAAGUUUCUCUUUUACCCAGGGAUUUGGCUCAACAGUUUGGUAUCAAUCUUCAUAUGUUCGGGUCUCUAGAAGUUGAGGAGUUGAUUCAUAAGGUUAUUAUCUGUGAUAAGGAAAUCAUGGAUAAUGUGACAGUAUUAGAAUUCUUCAAUAAUGAUACAUUAUCUGAGAUGAAUGAAAAUUUGAUCAGAAACUUCAAACCUUUCCUGAGAGAUGUUAGUGAUGAGAAUCUGAAACCUAAGAAAGACCCCAGUGAUCUCGAAAGACCUGAUAGAGUGUAUCUUGAGCUAUGUUUCAACCUAAGGCAUUAUUGGAAAUCUAGAUCUAGAGCUUUGCUAUUAGUCCACACUUAUACUCAGAAUUAUCUAGAUUUAUCAAGAAAGCUCCGGUCUAUAGAUGAAGCCAAUCAGAGCAUCAGAAAUUCGGAAUCCUUGAAGAAUGUUUUAGGUAUUAUUAGGUCGGUGGGAAAUUUCAUGAAUGAAGAUUCUAAGAGAGCUUUGGGGUUCAAAUUAGAUACUUUACAAAGACUUAAGUUCAUGAAAGACGAGAGUAACUCAAUGCAUUUCUUGCAUUAUAUUGAAAAGAUAAUCAGGAACACAUUCCCCGAAUAUGGUUCGUUCGUAGACGAGUUGAAUUCAUUGACUCAUUUACAGAACGUUUCCAUUGAACAAAUUGAAACUGAUUGUGGAGAAUUUGAAAGACAAAUUAAUGGAGUGGUCAGUUCUCUAGAAAGAGGUAAUUUGAGUGAUCUGUCAGUAUUUCAUCCUGAUGAUGAGAUCGUCAAUAAGGUAAAAUCCCCAAUGGAAAAUGCUAAGAUCAAACUCUCGAUUUUGAAGAAUCAUUUAAAGAAAACCAUUGAAGAACAUAAUAGUUUGAUGGUAUAUUUUGGUGAAAAUACCAAAGAUCCUCAUAGUAGAAACUCAUUCUUUAUCAAAUUUUCCCAUUUUAUAACCGAGUUCAAGAGAGCUCACAUCGAAAACAUCCAGAAAGAAGAAGAACAAAACAUUGUAGAUGCAAGAAAGAAAGUUGCAGAAACUUCCAAAGCCAAUAAGGAACAGAAACUCAAAGAAGAUUCUGAAGCUAGAGCUGAAAGUGAAGAUGCAGAGGAAUCUGAAGCUGGUGGGAAUGAUGAUAGUGAAAAUAGUGACAAGGAAAGUUUAAUGGAUUCAUUACUUGAAAAAUUGAAAUCGAGUGCCCCAUCUCAUAAAUCAUCAAGUUCUUCUAUUAGAAGGAAAAAGGCUUUGUCAUUCUAUUCAUCCACAUCUUUAGAUCAACCUUUGAAUGUUUUAUUCCCUAGUGAGUCAUCUAAUGGAUCACAACUCUCAGUCAAUGAAAAAGAUAGUGAAAAAGAAUAUGAUAGUAUUAAUGAUUUAAAAAGAAGAUUAACAAAACGUAAAGGAGGUAAUUUUAGUGGUGCAUCCCUUCAUUCUGAUAGUACCUUGAUGAGAACUCAAACCAUGUUGAAACAGUUACGAUCUGAUGUUUCAUUGUAG
Yamadazyma jaroonii is the source of this 1872-nucleotide messenger RNA. Lineage: Eukaryota; Fungi; Ascomycota; Pichiomycetes; Serinales; Debaryomycetaceae. The record is from the annotation of a GenBank genome assembly.